Molecule: messenger RNA, 7836 nt
Organism: Leucoraja erinaceus (little skate)
Lineage: Eukaryota; Metazoa; Chordata; Chondrichthyes; Rajiformes; Rajidae
Gene: nup50
Product: nucleoporin 50
Exons: 8
Coding region: 144-1535 (463 amino acids)
Biological process (GO): protein import into nucleus
Cellular component (GO): nuclear pore
Source: RefSeq, a predicted model, not a curated record
UCUGUAAAGUUCAUCUGCAUAGCCCUGUCUUAGGAUUCCCAGCAUACUACUGUAAAAUUUGUUUCUGUGAUCCUAGGUUCAGUGAGAUCUAGCAUAGUAUUGGAGACCCCAUUCAAUCUUAAUUGCAGUUUGUAUUCUGGAAAAUGGGAGGAAACGGUAAUAACACAAUGGCAAAAAGGACUGCAGACAAGGAACUAACUGAUCGAAAUUGGGAUCAGGAAGAAGAAUCCGAAGAGGCAGGAACCUUCUCAGUAGCAAGUGAAGAUGUACUGAAAAACCGAGCAAUCAAAAAAGCAAAACGCAGGAACCUCCUCGCUGAGUCUGAAGGUGGUGGAAUCUUCAAAGGAUUUUCUGGUCUGAUAUCUUCAACUGGAAGUACUGGAUUUGGAGGAUUUGGUAAUGGUUCUGGUUUCAAACCUUUACAUGGUCUGAACAAUGGAAAUAAUUUGUCUUUGAAGCCUUCACACAGUAGCGCUACAGAUGUAAAUAAUCCUAUUGGUUCUUUUCUAUCUAAUGGUCCUCCACCAAAUCCCUUGGCAAAAGGAGAAAUAGGUACGAAAACAAAUGGUGUUAAUCAGAUUAACUCUGGGGAUAAAGUGGGCUCCAGUGAGUACAACAGACAACUAGCAGCAUUGAAUUGUUCGGUCCGAGAUUGGAUCACCAAACAUGUCAAUGAGAACCCACUCUGUGAUUUGACCCCAAUCUUCAAAGACUACGAGAAGCAUUUGACAAGCAUUGAACAGAAAUAUGGUAGCAGUUCUGACAGUGGCUCAGAGAGUGACACGAACAGCAAGCGGCCAGAAAUGCAAUCUGUUAACACAUUUGGUGUGUGCAAAACACCGCAGGGAACAAUCCCAUCAUCUUUAUUCUCAUCUGUCAAAAACAAGGAUAUUAUUCCAGUCACUUCAGAAAAAAAACCCGAGACUGCAAUGGGAAAUAGUGGGAAUAUCAACUUGCUCUUUGGGAAAAAAAUGGAAAACUCUCCUUUAGCUGGCUUUUCUUUCGGUGGAGGAACUUCAGGCUCAUUAUUUGGAAAAGAUGUGAACCAGGAGAAGAUUGGUGCUCCAACUUUUUCCUUCACAGCAUCUGUAGAAAAAAAGGAAGAAAUAAAAGGUAGUGAGUAUAAAGAUGAAAAUGAAGAAGAUAGUGAAGAGCCUCCUGAACCUGUUGUGAAUGAAAUCAAGGAAGAAGAUGCAAUCUUUUCAAAGAAGUGUAAAAUGUUCUACAAGAAAGAUGGGGAUUUCAAAGAUAAAGGAGUUGGUACAAUCCAUUUAAAACCUGUGGCAGAUCAAAAGAUUCAGUUGUUGGUACGAGCAGAUACAAAUCUAGGAAAUGUUUUACUGAAUAUUUUGCUUCACCCAUCACUGCCUUGUACAAGAACAGGAAAAAACAACAUCCUAAUCGUCUGUGUUCCCAACCCUCCCAUCGAUGAGAAAAGUCCUGACACAGCUUUGCCAAUUUUGAUCCGUGUGAAAACUACUCAGGAUGCAGAUGAGCUUCACAAAAUCAUUACAGAGAAAAAGGCUGCCCUUUAAGUGCGGUUGGUGUUCUAUUUGAUGGUAUAAAGAAAUCUUGCCAAGUUGCUGCUGGGGUCUUUAAUUCUCAAUUUUUUUUUUUGAAAAAUUGUUACUGAGAGGAAAAUAAUGGUUAGGCAGAUUGCACUCAAGUGCUUUCAUUUUCAUAUGGGGCAUCCCUCUGCAUUGUCUCUUUGCAAGGGCAUUGUCUCUCUUAUGUGUGCUGAAGUUAUUUCCUGUGCACAGUUGUGGCCUGACCUGAUUUUUUGCAGCAUAGAUAAAUCAUUAGAUCGCAAGUUUGAUAAAUGGGUCCAACAUUUAAUAACACGGCAACCCAUGUCAUGGAUGAAUCUGUGUGCUAACCUUGGGGAUUGGAAAUUUCUAUCCUGACAUCCGCUUGCAUUCAAACUUUUUACUCCACUUUCUUCAGGUUCCUCGUGUAGGUGUCUUCCAAGCAGUGAGAGUAAUGAUUUAAAGCUCGGAACUGUUGUAGAAAUUCUCUUUUGCCUCCACUCCAUUUCCAAAACACUGUUGUUUCCAUGUUCACCAGUGAGAAAAUGCAUGAGAUUCACAUCUGACAUUAGAGUAAGAUAAAAUGAUAAGCCCUGUAAAGCUUGAAAACUGAAGUGACUGGGAUAGGGGUUUAAAAAAAAAACCCAACACUAUAGUAAAACCAAAUAGCGAUUAGUGAAUUAAAAAAUUUUUGCAAGGACAAUUUAAGACAAUUGAUAAAUAACUGGCGAAUAGACAGAUGUCCAAUUUUUUUCCAUUCCUCUCCCCCCCCCCCCCCCCCCCCCCCCCAACUCUUGUAGCUAUCCAUUUUAACAACUUGUUAGCCACAUGAUUUUCAUUUCCUGUCAUAAAAUUGUAAUAAAAACCAUUGAAUCUGUUGAUUUGUUGGGCUUGAUUCUUAUACAUUAUCUGAUAAAUUUAAUUCGCUUCAAGAAGGAAAUUGUCAGAUCAUGUAUGAAUGUAUCUCAAAUUGGCGUGGUAAGCUAAAUUUGUCCUUUUCAGCCAGUCAAUGUUUAUAUGCCAUGCUUUUCUAUUAAAGAAACACUCUGGAAGAUAACUGGAUUUCAUAAACCAAUCUCCACAGUUGAGUUACCUGAUCCAAUUAAAUGCAAUAUAUAAAAUUAGCCAACUUGACAUCAUUAACAGAUUUUCAUUUUUGCAUCAAUCUGUGCCCUGUAACGCUCAUCUUAUUUUAUUUGAAGAUCUUUUCGAGAGCAUUUCGAUUCAUACUGUCUAUGUUUUGGAAUGAGUGGGUCUUGAAAUUCUGUGGUGGGCAGUUAUUGAAGAGAAAUGGGACCAUUUUAGAUGCUGAUUUAUCAAAAUUUAAAUUGAAUCAUGUUUGGACAUGCAAAUAUAACAGAUACGAUCAGCUUUAGUUCUUAAAUCUUAAAUAUCAAUGCUGAGCUGCACUUUGGAUAGCUUGUACUGAUCGGGGAAUCCUUCAAGACACUGAAAAUAGGCACCACUUUAAAGCAUUCCGAGGACAAAUCAAGCUUUUGAGCUCUGUCGUGGUCAUAGUGUGAUUUUUAAACGAAGUAUUUUAAAUGUUUUAGUGAUCUUCAAAAUAAUUAGAAAGCUGACAAACUCUUUUUAUAAAUCUUUUAUUGAUUAGAUAAUAAACCAGGUAAACGUUACAUAUUUGAAGCGUGAGUACUAGUCGGGACACCCAAUAAUAUUAACCCAUGUGCAAUGCUCAUUUGACAUUAUUUGGUCCUCUGUCAUCCCUUUCUAUCUGGGUCUGAAGAGUCAUUUGUCGAGCUAUGCCAAGAGUUCCCACAGGCCAAAUUGGCUAGUGGAAAUCCAUGUUAUGGGAGACUGGAGAUGUGGCAAAAAAAUGCACAUGGACAAUAUCAAAGUUGUGUGAACAAACUUAAUAUGAAUGGGUCAGAAGGUGAGAGGUAGGAACGGAGGAUACCUCGCUGUAGUGAUGUAAUGUAUUGGGCACGUGUAGAGAACAUGUUACCAACUAAUGAGUCUACAACUAGAAAUCAUUAACUAGGAAAGUUGGUACCAAGUGGGAUUCUCCAAAGUGAGAAAUAAUUGAGUAGCAUAGUCCAAUUUAAGCAGAAGCUGUGUAAGCCCGAGGACGAAGUGUAUUGAUGGAUAUGUUGACAAUUAUCUGAAGAGAGGUGUGUGAAGUUAUCACCAGCAGAGCUGUAGAAUCUGUAUAAACAAACCAUCUAUGGCAUCAUUUACAUGAAUCUCAAAUGUGGCUCUUGUUGAAACCACUCAUUUUGGUAGCUACUAUUAACUGCAAUCCUGCCAUACUGUUAUUUUUAAAAUAAUUCUCCCAAGUGUGGUUUACCAAUGGAAAAUUUUAAAUUUGUUUUAAGUUAUACGGGCCUGGGAAAGGUUACCUGUUAUUUGUGCAAUAUUCUCCACUCAUUUGCAGAAUCUUGGAGAUUCCUGGCUUGGUUUUUCGUAUGGUAUUUCCGACAUGUUUAUCUUACAGACACGGGGCUUUUAAAAAUAUUGCUAUGCUAAUUUGUGACCAUUUCUUCAGUUUACCAGUUUGUUAACACCCUACAAGUUUGUUAUCGCAUGUGAACUGGUUUUAUAAAAUAUCGUGUUGCCUAAGAAGAAACGUACAGUGCUUUCUGACGCCUUCUAAAUAAAGGACCUUGCCGUCUUUCCCUGAUGACAAUCUUAAUUGAAUGCUUAAAGUAAAACUGCUUGUAACCUGUGAUGUACAAUUUCCCAAGUUUGCUCUGAAUUGCCAAGACUACUUAUGUGAAUAACUGUGCAAAACAAAAUGCAAGUUGUAGUGAAUUAUCUUCCAACAUAAACCAUUUUGAACCAAAUUGAGAAUUUUUGUGUUGUGUUUGUAAAAGAUUUAUUUUGACACUGGAUUAUUGUUUAAACAUCUUUUCAUGUUAAGGUUUUGCAGAAACGUAAUAUAUCCUUGUGUGCAGCCUUGAAGUGGGCAAUUUUCACAAUUUACAAAUGCAGCCAGGGUGAUUUUUGCAACAGAAUUACUUCGGACAAUGUUUGCGUCUUAAUGAGCCUGAAGACAUUAGUUCAAAGAAUCAAUAAUGUGAUUGCUAGAAGUCUGAAAUUAAAACAGAAAAUGUUAGAUUUGCGCAAUAGGUUCAACAGAAUCUGGAGAAAUGGAUUGUGUUAAUGACCUUGCCACAGUUCUAGAAAGGUUAGAUAUUAAUAGGUUUUAAAAUUGUACAACUAGAGUACUGGAGCUUGUAAGUCAGGCCUGUCCAUGAGAAAUUAGUAACUGCAGAUGCUGGUUAAUGCAAAAACAAAAAGACACAAAGUGCAGGAAUAACUCAGUGGGUCAGGUAGCAUCUCUGGAGAACAUGGAUUGGUGAUGAUUCCGGUUGGGGCUCCUUCAGACUCUGAGGAAGGACCCUGACCCAAUAUAAUCACCUGUCCACGUUUUCCAGAGAUACUGCCUGACCCACUAUGUUACUUCAGCAUUUGUCUGUCCAUGAGACAGUUCAGCCUGGGCUAACUGAACAAUGAGCUGCCAGUGCACACUUCACAAUCACAGAUAUGUUUUAAAAGUUGCACUCUGCCGUACGAGUUAAACCUCCCCAUAUCUGAUGCCUGUGGAUCUCCCAGUCAACAGAAAACAAAACAAGACAAGCUCAUCCCACUUAGAUUCACCUUGCUUUGAUAUUCUCAACCAGAUAUGCCAUUGUUUCUAUGAUCGAUACAGGUUAUGAAUCAUCCCUCUUGGGAAUCAAUUAUCAAUCUUUGGGAGAGACCUCUGCCAAAUAUCAUCUGAUCUUUUGUUAAUCCCUCUUAAAUAAUUUCUCUCUUCCUUCUCAAGGAUGUUUCCAGUAAAUGGUCCAUGAAGUUGCGCUCUGAUUGAGGUCCUCCACAGCUAUGGAGGCCAGUUAAGCCAAGGACUGCCUUGGUGGUUGUCAAAACUGAAUUUCUAAAUAUAUCUAUAAAGCUUGAGUGAUAUCAAACUUAAUAAUUUACAAAUCAUUGAACUUAAAAAACAAAACAAAUAACUGAUUUUUAAAAAUCUGUAAUGUGACCAUCUUUCUAGAAAGUAUUUUACUUGUUAAAGUAAAUGGAGUGGCUGAGGUGUGCAAGGAGUAACCAGGUACAGGUUGAGAAGUAAAAUUGAGACAUUUGUAGGUUCAGCAAGCUGACCUCCCAGCAUAGGUGCUGGAACCUAAUGCAGGAAGUUGGUGCUGUGCCACUGAACUCAAUGGGGUGCCCAAUGUUAUAAUGACAGUGCCAUUGACCACCUGGGGAUUUCGGGUCUUUAUAUCUGUAUGAACACCCUUCGGAAAUGUUUCAUCCUUUCAAUAUAACAAUUCCUGCAAAAAAAGCUGUAAAGGGGGAAGUUUUCAAAGUUGCAUUGAAAGAUCAACCUGUAUGGGUAUGGUCAUUUUUUUUUUUUCAUUCCAUAGUUGCUGUAUGCUGGCUAUUUCCAGCAUUUCCUGUCUUUAUAUCCAAAUGGUGUAUUUGAUAGAAUAUAUGAAAAUAAUGAUUUGAAUUAUCUUGACUUAAUUUUUUUUUUCUGAAGUUAAUUUACUGCUGGUUUUGCACGAAUUUAAAAAAAAAUUUUUUUUUUUUUAAUCUGUGAAUGUAUUGACUUUUUCAGUCAUGGUACUGUAGUGGAUCCUUCCUGCCCAAUGUAGUCAAUGUCAUCACUCUUAUAAAGAAAACUCUACGUGACAAACUUCUGAGUGACUGACAUGUCAACUGGGUUAAGGCAUCCACUGCUUUUCGUUCUAUUAAUGGGUAUCUGGACAAUUCAAAAACGUGGUUCGUUUAGUAUUGCGCAAAAAAUCUGGCGCGUUGAUGGAUCUUCUCAUUCGGUGCCCGACUAGCUGAAAGAUGUGGCCCUGACAUGUUUUAAAUUUGCAAGAGCUGUCAACUAAAACUAUUUCUUACCACAACUUACCAAAAAAAAAAAAAAAUUUGUUCGGCAUGGACUUGUAGGGCCGAGAUGGCCUGUUUCCGUGCUGUAAUUGUUAUAUGGUUAUAUGGUUAACUCGAAAUACAUUUGAUAAUAUUAAUAAUUAUUACAAGGAGGUGCAGGUGCUGGCUCACAAAAGAAAGGCACAAAGUGCUGGAGUAACUCAGCAGGGUCAGGCAGCACCUCUGGAGAACCUGGAUCGGUAACGUUUUGGGUCAGGAUUCAUGGUCGAGUGUCGGAAUUGCGAUUUUUCAAAGAUGUGACCCAAAAGGCCCGUGUUUCUGCAGAGAUGCUGCCUAACCCACUUACUGGAGUAACUCCAGCGUUUUGAGUCUUUGAUUCUAUUGACUCUUAUUAAUCUUUCUGAUGAAUCGACGUUGAUGCUCUUAAAUGUACAAUGUGUUCCCAGUUUAUUUUUACCAUGGUUGCUUUGCGUUCAGCUUCAAAGGCUGGAGAGUGUUCAAAGGCUCUAGCUGCAUGCAGGAAUGGAUUCAUAUUUUAUUUUCUUUCUUUCCUUCACAGCUUAUUCUGAUUUGGUUACUCUUACAUAUCUGUUCCCAGUGUAAAUACACACUUGUCAGUUCAUUGAAAGCAUCCAUAAUUCAAAGAAACCUUAUUAGCCUAUUUGCAAAGCAAAGUCUGGAUGCCGGUCUCUAAAAUGUAUAUUUUGGGGACUUGCUACCUUGUUAACAUUCCAAUCUGUGUUGAAUAGAAGAUUUCUGCUGCUCAAUUUGGGACAUGGUAAUGAAUGGAAAAAGAGGCAGGUAUACAACAGGGUUAUUUAAUAGGGAGAAAAUGUGUGAUAAGGAUGUUUAAGUGAACUGUAUAACUGAGAAAUUGAUGGGGUUUAUCUAGUGCAAGCCUGCUGGAGGCACUUUUGGUCAUGUGUCACUAUUGAAAGCAUCUCAAUAUUACAGAACAUGAAGUUGUUUUUAUUCUAAUUUUGCAAUUAAUGCCUCAAUUUGCAAAGAUACCUUAUUUGUUUUCUGCAUCAUCAUUUAUAUAAAUGCAUACAGAAUUGAUGAAUAUUUUAUUAUGUUUCUGGAUUACACAAUAAAUGGCUUUUAGGCACAAUUGGCUUGAGUUCUUUUGUUUGUAUAAAGUUGCCUUUCUACAAAUUGUAAACCUUUGUGUAAUCUAGGCUGUAUUGCUUAAUAAAACGGAAUUGUCUUAGUUUUGAAAUUAUUGAUGUUUCGGUCAUUUUUAAAACAAUCUUGUUGCUCCUUGUCGCAAUGCCUUUGUUGUAAAGCAUGUGAACUUUUUUUUUUUUAAGUUUUUUCUAUCCAAUGCAUGUUUAAUGUAAGGAAAUGCAUAGAUUGAGGGGUAAUUUAAUUUUGUUUUAAUUGAUUUAUGGUGUAAGUGCCGUAUCUUAAAUGAAUCAUUUAUAAACAAGCUGAUUAUAGUUUUUUGGUAAAUGCA